AGUCUGAGCAUUCUUUUUUUCUUUUUUAUUACUAUAGGAUGGAGGAUGAAGCUGUCUUGGACAGAGGGGCUUCCUUCCUUAAGCAUGUGUGUGAUGAAGAAGAAGUAGAAGGCCACCACACCAUCUACAUUGGGGUCCAUGUGCCGAAGAGCUACAGGAGAAGGAGACGUCACAAGAGAAAGACGGGGCACAAAGAAAAGAAGGAGAAGGAGAGAAUCUCUGAGAACUACUCUGACAAGUCAGAUGUGGAAAAUGCUGAUGAAUCCAGCAGCAGCAUCCUAAAACCACUCAUCUCUCCUGCCGCAGAGCGCAUACGAUUCAUCUUGGGUGAGGAGGAUGACAGCCCAGCACCCCCUCAGCUCUUCACCGAACUGGAUGAGCUGCUGGCUGUGGAUGGGCAGGAGAUGGAGUGGAAGGAGACAGCAAGGUGGAUUAAGUUUGAAGAAAAAGUGGAACAGGGUGGGGAGAGAUGGAGCAAGCCCCACGUGGCCACAUUAUCCCUUCACAGCUUAUUUGAGCUGAGGACAUGUAUGGAGAAAGGAUCCAUCAUGCUUGACAGGGAGGCUUCUUCUCUCCCACAGUUGGUGGAGAUGAUUGUUGACCAUCAGAUUGAGACAGGCCUUUUGAAACCCGACCUUAAGGAUAAAGUGACCUAUACUUUGCUCCGGAAGCACCGGCAUCAAACCAAGAAAUCCAACCUUCGAUCCCUGGCUGACAUCGGGAAGACAGUCUCCAGUGCAAGUAGGAUGUUUACCAACCCUGAUAAUGGUAGCCCAGCCAUGACCCAUAGGAAUCUGACUUCCUCCAGUCUGAAUGACAUUUCUGAUAAACCAGAGAAGGACCAGCUGAAGAACAAGUUCAUGAAAAAGCUGCCCCGUGACGCAGAAGCCUCUAACGUGCUCGUUGGGGAGGUCGACUUCUUGGAUGGGCCUUUCAUUGCCUUUGUCCGGCUACAGCAGGCAGUCAUGCUGGGCGCCCUGACCGAAGUCCCUGUGCCCACGAGGUUCUUGUUUAUUCUCUUAGGUCCUAAGGGGAAAGCCAAGUCCUACCAUGAGAUUGGCAGAGCCAUUGCCACCUUAAUGUCUGAUGAGGUGUUCCAUGACAUUGCUUAUAAAGCAAAAGAUAGGCAGGACCUGAUUGCUGGCAUCGAUGAGUUCCUAGAUGAAGUCAUUGUCCUUCCGCCUGGGGAAUGGGAUCCAGCGAUCAGGAUAGAGCCUCCUAAGAGUCUUCCGUCAUCAGACAAAAGAAAGAAUAUGUACUCAGGUGAGAAUGUUCAGAUGAAUGGGGACACGCCCCAUGAUGGAGGCCAUGGAGGAGGCGGAGGACAUGGGGACAGUGAAGAAUUGCAGAGGACUGGACGGUUCUGUGGUGGACUAAUUAAGGACAUAAAGAGGAAAGCACCAUUUUUUGCCAGUGAUUUUUAUGAUGCUUUAAAUAUUCAGGCUCUAUCAGCGAUUCUCUUCAUUUAUCUGGCAACUGUAACUAAUGCUAUCACUUUUGGAGGACUGCUUGGGGAUGCCACUGACAACAUGCAGGGUGUGUUGGAGAGCUUCCUGGGCACAGCUGUCUCUGGAGCCAUCUUUUGCCUCUUUGCUGGUCAACCACUCACUAUUUUGAGCAGCACAGGACCUGUUCUCGUAUUUGAGAGGCUUCUAUUUAAUUUCAGCAAGGACCAUAAUUUUGACUAUUUGGAGUUUCGCCUUUGGAUUGGCCUAUGGUCAGCCUUCCUGUGUCUCAUUUUGGUAGCUACUGAUGCCAGCUUCUUGGUUCAGUACUUCACUCGCUUCACUGAGGAGGGCUUCUCUUCUCUGAUUAGCUUCAUUUUUAUCUAUGAUGCUUUCAAGAAGAUGAUCAAGUUAGCUGAUUACUACCCCAUCAACUCCAACUUCAAAGUGGGCUACAACACUCACUUUUCCUGUGCCUGUAUGCCUCCCGGCCCAGUUAAUAUCUCGGUAUCUAAUGACACUACAUUGGCUCCAGAGGAUUUGCCAACUAUGUCUUCUACUGACAUGUACCAUAAUGCUACCUUUGACUGGGCAGUUUUGUCAAAGAAGGAGUGUUUGAAAUAUGGAGGAAAUCUCCUGGGGAACAACUGUGAUUUUGUUCCUGAUAUCACACUCAUGUCUUUCAUUCUCUUCUUGGGCACCUACACGUCUUCUAUGGCUCUGAAAAAAUUCAAAACUAGUCGUUAUUUCCCAACCACGGCACGAAAACUGAUCAGUGAUUUUGCCAUUAUCUUGUCCAUUCUCAUCUUUUGUGUAAUAGAUGCCCUGGUAGGUGUGGAUACUCCAAAAUUAAUUGUGCCAAGUGAGUUCAAGCCAACAAGUCCAAACCGUGGUUGGUUUGUUCCGCCAUUUGGAGGAAACCCCUGGUGGGUGUGCCUUGCCGCUGCUAUCCCCGCUUUGUUGGUCACCAUUCUGAUUUUCAUGGAUCAGCAAAUCACAGCUGUGAUUGUAAACAGGAAAGAACAUAAACUCAAGAAAGGAGCUGGGUAUCACCUGGAUCUCUUUUGGGUGGCUGUCCUCAUGGUGGUGUGCUCCUUUAUGGCUCUUCCAUGGUACGUGGCUGCUACUGUCAUUUCCAUUGCUCACAUCGACAGUUUGAAGAUGGAGACAGAGACUUCUGCACCCGGAGAACAACCAAAGUUUCUCGGAGUGAGGGAACAAAGAGUCACUGGAACCCUUGUGUUUAUUCUGACUGGUCUGUCAGUCUUUAUGGCUCCCAUCUUGAAGUUUAUUCCCAUGCCUGUACUCUAUGGCGUGUUCCUGUAUAUGGGGGUAGCAUCCCUUAAUGGUGUCCAGUUCAUGGAUCGUCUGAAGCUGCUUCUGAUGCCCCUAAAGCAUCAGCCUGACUUUAUCUACCUGCGCCAUGUCCCCCUGCGCAGAGUCCACCUGUUCACUUUCUUGCAGGUGUUAUGUCUAGCCCUGCUCUGGAUCCUCAAGUCAACUGUGGCUGCUAUCAUUUUUCCAGUCAUGAUCUUGGCACUUGUAGCUGUCAGAAAAGGCAUGGACUACCUCUUCUCCCAGCAUGACCUCAGCUUCCUCGAUGAUGUCAUUCCAGAAAAGGACAAGAAAAAGAAGGAAGAUGAAAAGAAAAAGAAAAAGAAGAAAGGAAGUCUGGAUAGUGACAACGACGAUUCCGACUGCCCAUACUCAGAAAAAGUUCCAAGUAUUAAAAUUCCAAUGGACAUCAUGGAACAGCAACCUUUCCUAAGUGAUAGCAAACCUUCUGACAGAGAAAGAUCACCAACAUUCCUUGAACGCCACACAUCGUGCUGAUAAAAUUUCUUUCCUUCAGUCACUCGGUAUGCCAAGGCCUCCUAGAACUCCAGUAAAAGUUGUGCCUCAAAUUAGAAUAGAACUUGAGCCUGAAGACAAUGAUUAUUUCUGGAGGAGCAAGGGAACAGAAACUACAUUGUAACCUGUUUGUCUUUCUUAAAAAUAACAGUUUUUAUUGUUAAUGUUUUUGUUUUUUUCUGAUCGUUUAUUUUCUAAUUUUUGUUUUGGUUUAGUUAUUGACCAUUGGCCUAAUAAUACAACGCUCUCUCUGCUUCUCUUUUGCAUAGGUAAAAUUAAGACAAUAGUGUACCAUUCCUUGAAAACAACAUCUGAAGGAUCCCCUUUUUGUUCUUAUACUUUCAGAUGUGUCCUCUGACAACCAAAUUCCUCUGUCACUCAAGAUACACACAGACCCUGCCAUUUUCCUUUAUUAAGCAGGAGUCAAAAGUAUUAAGGAAUUUAUAACACCUUUUAUUCAAAUAUUGAAGGAACUUACAACUUAAGCUUUGGAGCUGUGCUAGUUGGCUUGUCUUUCUGUCUGGUAGAACAAACCUUGACCUCCAGACAAAGUCUCUUCUCGCUUAUAGAGCUCUCCAGGACUGGAAAAGUGCUGCUAUUCUAAUGCUCUUGCUUGUAAACCCUAAUCCUAGAGUUAUCAAAAGAAGAAAAACUAGAGGUACUUUACUCCCUGUAGAGAAACUAUUGCCAUCAUUGUAGCAAGUGCUGGAAUGUCCCUUUUUCCUAUGCAACUUUUUUUUAACCCUUAAUGAACUUAUCUGUUGAGUACAUUUGAAGAAUAUUUUUCUUCCUAGAUUUUGUUGUUUAAAUUAUGGGGCCUAACCUGCAACUUAUUUUUUUGUCAAUUUUUUAAACUUUUUUUUAAUUACUGUAAAGAAAAUGAAUUUUUUCCUGCAGCAGGAAACAUAGUUGUGAGUAGUUCUACCUCUUAUUUGUAGCUGCCAGGCUUUCUGUAAAAAUUGUAUUGUAUAUAAUGUGAUUUUUACAUGCACAAACACACAUACAUACAUACAAGUACACAAUCUCUAGGGUAAGCCAGAGGGCUGGAUCAGAUGAAAAACACCAUGUUUCUAAGCAUCCAUUUUUCCCUUUCUUUAAAAGAAAUUUAUCUGUUCUAUGAAAAAGAUGGGAGGAGAAGGGAGAAGAAGCUCCUAUGUAAUGAGAAUGACUGAUGUUUUGAUAAUAGUAGGAUCCUGGCACAGAUGCUGAUUGUAUUACCAUGUCGAUGUCCUAUACAGUAUUGUUAGACAUCUUUUUUUCAUUUUGAAAUAUUUGUGUGUUGUGUAUGUACUCUGUGUGUGGUUGAUGCACAAUGUGCAGAGUUAGAGACAGAGUGAUGGCAGGCGAAGGGCAAAGUUAUCCAGCCUCUUAUGUCAGUUUUUAUAAAACCCAAACCACAUAUGAAAAAUCUAUCAGAGGGCCAAGAGAAUUACCAUUAUGCAAAUGAGGGUAAAUAUAUUUUAUUACUCAGACAUCAGUCACCAUCACUGAUACAAUAACCCAUAUUUACAGUACAAAAUCCACAGAAAUAUCCAUAGACCAUUUAUACAUCCAUAAAGUGUUUAUGGGACUACAGAUAGAUCUGUAGAGGUAUAUGUGUAUACAUUUUAACAAUACUUACACAUUUUUUAGAAUUGAAAGGAAAUUAUGCCUUGUGAUAGGGAUGUUUAGGAUAUAUAUGUAUGUGUGUACUUCAAAGUACCAUAUUGAAAAUUAGAAAAAAAAUAGAUCUUUAUUAACUAAAUUUAGCAUGUUAUUUAAAUAUAAUGUUUUUAAUAGGUUGCAUUAUAUAUUGUGAAUCUUUUUAAAAACAUUUAAAUGUUGAAUCUAUAUUUUGGGUUCAUAUAAUGACAUUUUGUGAUAUAUCUUAACUAAAACAGAUUGUUAUAGGUCUAGAAGCAGGUUGAAACCACCUAUUUUGGUUUCAUAAUGCACACACAUUGACUCCUAUUCAUUCUUAUAUUAAUUAAAUUAUAAUUCUGUCCUCUUGAAGUUCGAUUAUAAAAAAUUUAUUAUCCUGAAUUAGCUGUUAUUUUUAUAGUAUCUGAUAAUUUUAAAACUUUCAAUUUCAUGCAAAUUAGAUAUAAGUGACUUGCAAUUUUUUCAUUUAAAUGAAAGUGGCAAAUUACAUGCUAUUGGUUUAAAUCUCAUGUGCCAAAUUUUGGCAUCACAUUUUUAUUUAUAGCUAUCCUUAAAAUAAUUAUUCUAUAUUUUCUAGUUUUUCAUUAUCCUAAUGUAAAACUAUAUCAGAAGGUUCUUCCCCCCUUUUUUAAAGUUUUCCCUUUUCUUUACUGAUGGAAGUAUCAAUAAAAUGUUUAAAAGCCACACAUAAUAUGUUCAGCCUAACCUACAUCUUGUUAAAUUAAUGACAUUUUUGUUCACUUUUAUACAAUCUCUAGAUAUAAUAAUUUAUUUUUCUGACAAUGGAUUUCCAUCCUUUUCAAAGAACUAGUACAACCUAACUCCAUAUUUCAGCCUUUGAGUAGAUCUAAAAGCUAUCUGCACCUCCAUUUAUGAUCCAUAUUCUGUGAUUGAAGGUUGAUACUCAUAAUAUGAAUGCAGAGUAGUGCCUUACGUUUGCUAAAAAGAACUGUUAUUAUCAAAGCUUUUCAAUAUUUUGGAACCCAGAGAAAUCUUUAAAAAAUCAUCACUUUCAGAGAAACAGCAGUAGUUACCAAGUAAACAAAACUUGAGCCACCAAAUUAUCUGUAUCUUAAUUGAAUUUACUUAUUAUCAAAGAACUAACUAGAUUGGGUGGUUUUGCUUCUAUGUAAACUGGACACACACAAAACACUGGUAAAUUUUUACAAAGUGUUCUCUCUGAUAUAAAUACAGAGAAAAAAUAUUUAAGUUGUUAGCAGUAAAGGACUAAGUGUACACUCAGAAUUGUUAACCAGAAGUUGUGUGGUUGUACAGACUUGUUGUUAGAAGGAAAGAUCUUUAGGCCAAAAGUUUGCCUUCUGGGAACAUGAAAGUCUCUGGUUUUGCAUUUGAAAAAUCUCUUGGAGGCACUGUUUUCCUCAAUAAAAGUCACUCUUCUCUACUAUGUAAAACUAGGACUUGGAACCCUAAUUAUUUUGUGUGCCAUAGACAGUAGCGUCCCUGACUCUUCUAGUCAAACAACUGAGUAGGGGUAGGGAGAUGGAACUUUAAAGGAAUAGGAAAAACAUCCUCUCUAAUCAGCCCCCUACCUCAAAGAAUGGGGGAGGGGGAGUAAACGUCUGCCUUAAGUAAUUCAGUUUGUGUAUAUUUUAUGCACAUGCACCAACACACACAGAGUAAAUCUUUUAUCAGCUGUAUAUUGGUGUUUAAUACAGAGAAAGAUUGUCUUCCAAGUUUUGGUUCCUUUUUUUUUUUAACUGUGUUAAAGUACUUGAAUUGUAUUGACUGCUGACUAUCUUUAAAAACAAAACAAAAUCAUUUGAGUUGUAUUAUAGAGGUUGACAUUGUUCAGGGAUGGGACAAAGCUUUCUUCAAGACUUUUCAUACCACUUAAUAAUUUUGGUGCAAGAACAUGAAAUUUUCUUAUUUUUUCCUUGAUAUCUUACAUUUGCUCUUCACAGCAUGAGCAUGAAGCCUAGUGGCGCCAAGUAGCUGAACAAAAUCAAAUGAUAUUUUAUGGCACUUGAUUAUCUGAAGGGCCUUGGGAGUUUUCAGAUGAUAAUUUCAUUGAACUUCAUUGUAGCCUGAAAUAAAGUUGUGUGAUAAAUGUGAACCAAUCAAGUUGUGUUUUGACCAGAUAUUUGGAUAUGUCCUAUUUCUUGGCUCAUUUCUUUGUGUUCUGUGGGUACAUAUAAAAAUCCUGAAUUCUAUUUCCUAGGCAAAUAUUGCAACUCAGGGCUAAUGUCAUCCAGUGAAACUUUUAGAGCCAGAAGUAACUUUGUCCCAUUCCUACAAUGUGAAAAGAGUGAAUAGUUGCCUCUUUUUAGCCAUUUUCAUGGCUGGUACAUAUUCGUACACAUUACUUUUCAGAAUCAAUACGCACUUUCAGAUAUUCUUAUUUUUAUUCUAUUAAGUCUUUAUUAACUUUGGAGAAACGAUGCAUCUUUUUAUUUUAAAUGAAGUAGAUCAACAUGGUGGAACAAAAUAAUAAAGAACAGAAAACGUUUCAAUAUAUUACUAAUAAUUUUUUUCCAAUAUAAAACCUAAAAUUCCUAUAACAUUAUAGUAUUUUACAGUUUUAUGAAGCUUUCUAUUGUGACUUUUAUGGAAUUAAGAGAUGAAGAAGAUGAGAUAUUUUAGCAUUUAUAUUUUUCAAAAUUAAAUGUAUACUUAAAAUAAAGUAACUUUAUGCAUUUA
Pteropus alecto (black flying fox) is the source of this 7595-nucleotide messenger RNA. It is a transcript of the gene SLC4A4, whose product is annotated as solute carrier family 4 member 4. Bases 39 to 3278 code for a protein of 1079 amino acids. Gene Ontology annotation, cellular component: plasma membrane; basolateral plasma membrane. The record is from RefSeq and is a predicted model, not a curated record. Gene Ontology annotation, biological process: monoatomic anion transport; regulation of intracellular pH; transmembrane transport. The transcript is spliced from 25 exons. Gene Ontology annotation, molecular function: monoatomic anion transmembrane transporter activity; solute:inorganic anion antiporter activity; sodium:bicarbonate symporter activity. NCBI's taxonomy places the organism in Eukaryota, Metazoa, Chordata, Mammalia, Chiroptera, Pteropodidae.